Molecule: messenger RNA, 520 nt
Organism: Camelus dromedarius (Arabian camel)
Lineage: Eukaryota; Metazoa; Chordata; Mammalia; Artiodactyla; Camelidae
Gene: AGR3
Product: anterior gradient 3, protein disulphide isomerase family member
Cellular component (GO): endoplasmic reticulum
Molecular function (GO): dystroglycan binding
Source: RefSeq, a predicted model, not a curated record
AUGAUGUUACACUCAGCUCUGGCCCUCUGCCUUUUACUCAUCGUGGUUUCUUCCAACCUUGCCAUUGCAAUCAAAAAGGAAAAGAGACCUCCUCAGACACUCUCAAGAGGAUGGGGAGAUGAUACCACUUGGGUGCAGAUAGAGGAAGGCCUCUUUCAUUGUCAAAAAAGUAACAAACCAUUGAUGCUUACUCAUCACCUGGAAGAUUGUCAAUACUGCCAAGCACUAAAAAAAGCAUUUGCCCAAAAUAACGAAAUACAAGAAAUGGCUCAGAAUACUUUCAUCAUGCUGAACUCAUGGCAUGAGACCACUGAUAAGAAUUUAUCACCUGAUGGGCAAUAUGUGCCUAGACUCGUGUUCGUGGAGCCUUCUGUAACAGUCAGAGCUGAUAUAACUGGAAGAUACUCGAACACAUUAUACACAUAUGAACCUCAGGAUUUAUCGCUAUGUAAGUAUUCACAAGUUAUCUUGAACAGUGAUACCAGCAACACUGGACUGUUAGAAGGUCAGUGAAGCCCUC